This is a messenger RNA of Chara braunii, 9264 nucleotides long. Lineage: Eukaryota; Viridiplantae; Streptophyta; Charophyceae; Charales; Characeae. The record is from the annotation of a GenBank genome assembly.
CCAGCCACUGUCGCAGCUACAGUGGCAUGUAGCGACCGAGGCUAUGGCGGCGGAACCUCGCCCGGAGACACUAGCGAGUGGAGGGCUGGAGAAUUCUUCUGGGAAGGAGAUCCCGCAUGCAAUGCCUCUGUCGUUUAUUGUUGGUCGCCAUCAACCGUGAUUGUCAUCGCCAUCACCUUCAGUUGAAACGCGUGGCUGGGUGAGGUUUUGGCAUCUGCUGUUACUUAUAAUGUGAUAAGUGUCGUUGAACAGCGGAGCUUGUCUCUGAUCUUCGUGACUGCCAUAGCCACUUUAUCUCGCAAUGGGUCGUGACGUUUGCUCGUCGUGUGCCCCGCGUGUUGCGUGGGGGAGCGAGAUGGAUGACUCUGUGGGGUAUGACACCUUCCGGUCGCAUAUCCAUGCCGCAGGGACCAUUGAUUCUAGAUUGGUAUGCUUGGACUCGAAGACUAGAUCCAAAGUGUCGGAGCUGUUUCUUCUCGGUGGUCCUGCGUGUGUAGACGUCGCGCUGCGUCUUCUUGUCCCCAGUUGUGGUGAGUUUGUGAGCAAGGCAUGCGGCGCGAAGGAGCGCAUGAGGAUUUACAACAAGGUCGCCGAUUUGGGAGGGUUGCGCGCUAUGCGCCUAGCUGCGAGCAUGGCGCGCGAUGCCACAACUACAGGGGCAUCUGCUUCCCCGACAUGGGGAAGCGGGGCUUGCUGCGACCACACAAGGUUAUUGUUGACGUCAUCAUCGGUACAUUGCUCUGCGCCUCUGCCUGAGUGCGUGGUAGAUGACGUGUCAAUGCCAUGGCCCGGAGGCAGAGGAGGCGUUGGUUGCAGGGGGGUUUGGGUCCUCCCUCACGACGAGAGGAAAAUGCUUUUGAGGGAGCUGCAUAGCCUCGGCGGCUCCGAAGCUCUUGAGAUCGGAGAGACCUUGACGCAGACAGCCUAUCGGCGCGGGAGAAAGGAGGCUAAUCAGCUGUAUGCCCGACUGUUCAAGGUGGCGGGGUACCGGGGUCUGCUGUCGGGAUCUCGAAUUGCUGAAGAUACCGAGUUUUGGCGUGAGUAUGAUUGCGCGCUCGAGCCGGGAUCUCCGGCCGCCGUUUGCGGCAAUGGCUGUUCCGCCCUUCCCGGCCCCAGACUGACCGCGUCUCAGCUCGCAAUUCAGCUUUUGCAGGGAUUGGAACGGGCUUGUGGAAGAGAGGUACGCCAGCGAGUGGAAGAGAUUCUUCUCGGAUCGGAGGAGGGCGGGAAUGAAAUGCUGCGGCAAAUGGUGGAGGGCCGGAAGGGUCCGUUGCACAACGCGGUUGAGAGGCUGGGACCCGGGAAAAUGUCGGACGACAUCAUCGGGUUGUGCUACGCUUUGUGGGCGAUGAAGCACACGGGCAGUCUGGUGGCCCGAGGCAGAUCUCAGCCCAGUAAUGCUUUGGCUGUGUACCAGGUCCGCUCGGGCGCUUCGGCAGCAGCUCAGCAGGGAAAGGCAGUGUGCAAGUGGACACAGCGCGGGCUCCUCAAUGAGCUAUACGUGUCAGGCGGGGUGAAGGCCUUGAAGGCGGGACAAAGACUGGUGGAGCUGCUGGCGAGCAAGAGGUGUGAGAUGCAGGUAGGCGUGAAGGGAUCGUGGAGGAGGCUGGGAGAGCUGGAGCGGAAGGCGGUUGCGGAGAUGGUACAGGAAGCAGGCGCAGUAGGCCUCAAAGUUGCCGACACGAUGAUCGAUUACUUCUGGUGGACUGUUGGUUGGCGCGCAGCUGCGGGCGACGGGAAGCACGUCACGGUGAAAGAAAAAAGCCGAACAUUCUGCAGAUGGACGGACCAAGCGAUCUGGGAGAUGCAUUUGAUGGGGAAAUUGGUGGUUUUGGGAGGUGUCCGAGCCAUGGAGGUCGGUCUGUCAUUGGUCGAGGAAGCCAGAACGACCCGCUACCCGCAGCGCCUCCAGUCGUUGAUGAAGUCGCUGGAAGAACUUGCGGGGAAAGGGAGUGUGCCGGUGGCAACCCAAUUGAUCGGUGGGCUGAAAAUGGGAGGGGACGCUGCCGAGCGCAUCUCGGAGGAAGAAUGGAGCGUGUUGAACGGCCUGAAAAUGCUUGGAGGCGAGUGCAUGUUCCAGCUAGGCAAAUUGCUCCUUCGCGGGCCGGACAAGUGCCCCCGCGAGAAGCAGAACGACAUUCUCUGCGAGAUUUAUCAAGCCGUCGGGCCAGUGGGCUUGGAAGCCGCCGAGUAUUUGCGAUCGAAGUCCGUCGACGCAAUGACGGACGACUCCGGUGGCGUGAGAGAAAGGUUGUGGGGCUGGGAGGUCACGAGGUGCGAGGAUGCCAGGAAGGAGAGUGCUAUAAGCGCCGGUGCAGGAUCGAGGAAGGAUUAUGAGAAGCUUGUCUCGAGGCUGCAUGAAGCUAAAGCCGAGGGUGGACGCGCCCUCUUGGAAACAGUUCUUUCUCUCCGCAAAGAAGAAGCCGAGGCUAUCGGCGACCACUGGCAUGUCCCGGAAAUGAUUCUGAAAUGGGCUUUCAAUCAACGGUGGGAGAUGGUGAGAGAGAUGAUUCUUCUCAAGGGUACCCCGGGAUGGACUGAGGCGCUAUCAGGCACCGUCUCCAUCAAGAGCCGUCAUAUCAGUCGUUCCGGAAGAAUCAUCCUCCAGAAAUUGGAAAUGUUCCGUCGGCGACAAGUCCGGCAGCUUCUCAAGCUUCUCCAGCUGGAGUAUCAAGUGGUUGUGUCCAGCUCCACCGUCGAUCUUCAGCUCGACAAAGAGGACUUCGCCGUCGAUGGCGAUACAGAAUGGUGUUCUGCGGGCAAGAGCAUCAUCGUAUUUAUCACAGGCAAGGACGCGGAAAUUGGUCCUGCCUGGUUCAACGAGAAAUUUAAGCAACUCGGAAACUGGGAGUUCGAACCCGCUGUCGUUUUCGACACGCACGUCUACGUGUAUCCGCUGAUGGUUUCCGUUAAAGGGUGGCAAAUGUCGUGGGAUCAUGAGAGGUGUCCUCCGCGCGACAGGCAUCGCUCUCUGUACGUGUCUUCUGGAAGAGCGUGGGACUCGGGUUCAGUGAUUUCUAAAGAUUUCAGAGAGCAGAAGGUGUGGGCUUUCGCCAGGCUCCGUCUCUUCUCGAAUAGUAAACAGUGGGACACUCUGGCGAGGAUAGUGGAGGAAGGUCUCAGCGUAGGCACGGCGCCUCGAGCACGUUUGCUUCUCGCCAUACGCAUUUUUGAUCUCGCUCGACUCAAGUGCGAGAGGUACGUGAGGAGCCUCGUGUCGAAAAUGGAGUCCUUCCUGCCCUGCAGACCCCAAUCGGGAUUGAUUGCGGAAGCGUUCAAGUUAUCUGCAGUGCAGCGCAGCAGUACUCGCACUUGCACGGAGAAGCUCUUGCUAUCGUCUUCUGCCUCGAGUUCGUCUUCGUCUUCUUCUUCAGAUGACUCGGGGGAUGAGGAAUGGAGGUUGCGUAUGCAGGAUGUCUUGAGGAAGGAGAAGGGCAAGAAGAAUUCAGAGGUAGUCGAAAAGCGUCAUCGUCAUGAGCACGAGCACGGUCGGCAGCGCUUUGCUGAUCGUCGGGGGGACCACUCUUCCGCAUCCAGCUCGGAUUCCUCUGAGGCUUCCUCUGAGUCUUCCUCUGAGUCCUCGUCUGAGUCUUCCUCUGACAGGGCCUCUGACAGGCGUCAUCGUAAAUCGCGUCGUCACGAGGUGAAGGUGCAUAAGAAGGUGCAGUCGAAGACGGUAACGGGUGAAGUUCGCCGGCAGCAGAAGACUUACGGUGCUGUCUCAGAUGACACUGAUGACCUGCAUGUGAAGACCGAAGCGAAAACGACCAGUGUAAAGGUGGAGAAGAAGGCAAAGCACGUGCGGCCGGCGGUUGACAGCAGCACCGAGAGCGAUGACGAUCGCAAGCAUCGCAAGCAGGUGAAGACUGUCGAGAAGAGCAAGAAGGAGACGAGUGACAAGCAAUCUCGCAAGGUUGGAGAAAGAGGGUAUGUCAGCUCCGGGCAGUUGACAAAGGAUAUGAAGCUGCAAGAAAGGGAGGAAGAGGUCGAAUAUGUCAGCUCCGGGGGAUAUGUCAGACCCGGACAGUUAACGAAGGACAUCAAGUUCAAAGGAGAGGAGGAGGGAGGGGUACGAUAUGUUGGCUCCGGAGGGUAUGUCAGACCCGGACAGCUAACGAAGGACAUCAAGCUGAAAGGAAGGGAGGAGGGAGGGGUGCAUCAUUUAACAAAGGAUAUCAAGCUGCAAGAAAGGGAGGAGGGAGAGGUCCAAUAUGUCAGCUCCGGGGGAUAUGUCAGAUCCGGGCAAUUAACAAAGGACAUUAAGCUAAAAGGAGAGGAGGAGGGAGGGGUACGAUAUGUUUGCUCCGGAGGGUAUGUCAGACCCGGACAAGUAACGAAGGACAUCAAGCUGAAAGAAAGGGAGGAGGGAGGGGUGCAUCAUGUCAGCUCCGGAGGGCAUGUGCGACCAGGGCAGUUAACAAAGGACAUCAAGCUGCAAGAAAGGGAGGAGGGAGAGGUCCAAUAUGUCAGCUCCGGGGAAUAUGUCAGCCCCGGGCAGUUAACGAAAGAUAUCAAGCUGAAAGGAAGAGAGAAGGGAGAGGUCCAAUAUGUCAGCUCCGGAGGAUAUGUCAGACCCGGCCAGUUAACGAAGGAUAUCAAGCUGAACGGAACGGAGAAGGGAGUGCGCAAGCAGGAAUAUAAAGGCAACGUGAACAUCGUCGAUGAAAGCACCUCCGUGGUUCACAGAAGUGAGGACGAAGCACAGCAGUCAGAGCACCAACACAAACAGAGCGAUGGGUUGCUGGAGGACUACGAGGGGUACAAGAAGCACGGACACACGGAGGUAAAGAAGGAUGUUCGCGAGGAGCACAUCGAAACGGAGGACCACAUGAUCUGCGACGACAAGGAAUACAAGCAUUCGGUGCACCGCAAAGGAACCAAGGAGAUGACCACAACGAUGAGGAAAAUGCGGCGGUCCGAUUCGGAGGACGAAUGGACAGAGAUUUCCGAUGGGUACGGGCACAUGAGGCGAGUGAGGAGGACGACGGCAACGCGACAAGUUAAGCACCAUGACUCAGAGGUCGACAGUGAGGAUGAGUCGAUGGUCUCCAUAUGGCGUAAACGACAGGAGAGCUCGACCGUCAAGAAGGAGAGCUCGACCGGCAAGAAGGACAGCUCAUACGAGCACACGAAGGAGGGCAGCCAUGUGGAAAAGAAGAGAGAGGAGAAGACCCUUGUGGAAAAGAAGCAAGAGGAGAAGACCCAUGUGGAAAAGAAGAAAGAGGAGGACACAAAAGAGGGGAAGAAGGAAGACAAGAAAGAAUUGAGGAAAGUUGUGGAAGGAUUCUCCGAGGAUGAAUGGACUGAGGUGUCGGACGGGCACGGCGGGAAGAAACGUGUCCAUAGGACGGUAACGACAAGGAGGCGACGGAAGAGCAGCGGUGCUGGUUCCGAUGAGGACAGUGAAUAUGGAGUUCGGACUACAAGACGAGAAAAGCGGGAGAAGCACUCGAAGGAGAGCAAGGAGAGUAAACAGAGUAAAGGGAGCAAGGAAAGCAAGGAGAGUUCGCAUAAGAUUUCGAAAGAGGUAAAGGUGAAAAGAGAGGAGAAGAAAGAGGAGAAGGAGAAGAAGGAGAAGAAAGAGAAGAAAGAGAAGGAUCACAGCGGGAGUUCUUCCGAGGAUGAGUGGACUGAAGUUUCGGAUGGGUGUGGAGGAAAGAAACGUGUUCGGAGGACAACAAGGACUAGGUGCCGGAAGCAUAGGGGGUCGGGUUCCGAGGAUGGAAGCGACUACGAAGCUUGGGUCAUUAAAAGGCGAACGAGAAUGGAGGAACACGAGGGGCACGAAAGCGGCGAGAGUAGGGAGACCAGCAAGAAGAUGACCAAGGAAGAGAAGAGAAUUGCCCACGACAGGAAGAGGGCGGAAGUAGAUAGACACCACGCCGAGAUUAAGAAAAAACAUGAGGAGAAGAGAGAGGAGGUGGACAGGCGACAUGCGGAGAAGGCAUCACGGAAGGAGGAACACAAGUCCGAAGAGAUGCACAAGUCGGCGGAGCACAAAGAUGAGCACAGGGAGUGCAAGUCACACAAGUCCGAAGAGAAACACAAGUCGACGGGGCACAAAGAGGAGCACAGGGAGCACAAGUCCAAGGAGGAGCACAAGUCCAGGGAGGAGGAGCACAAGUCCAAGGAGGAGCACAAGUCCAAGGAGCACAAGGAGUACAAGGAGGGCAAUACCAAGGAUGAGUGCAAGGAGCACAAGUCCAAGGAGCACAAGGAGGAGCACAAGUCCAAGGAGCACAAGGAGGAGCACAAGUCCAAGGAGCACAAGGAGGAGCACAAGUCCAAGGAGCACAAGGAUUACAAGGAGUGCAAGUCCAAGGAGCACAAGGAGGUGCACAAGUCCGAGUGCAAGGAGCAGCACAAGGAGCACACGUCCAAGGAGCACAAGGAGGAGCAUGAGGAGCACAAGUCGAAGGACCACAAGUCGAAGGACCACAAGUCGGAGGAGCACAUGUCGAAGGAGCACAUGUCGAAGGAGCACAAGGCGAAGGAGCACAAGUCUAAGGAGCAGAAGGCCUCUUCCUCGUCGGAGCAGAAGGCCUCUUCCUCGUCGGAGCAGAAGGCCUCUUCCUCGUCGGAGCAGAAGGCCUCUUCCUCGUCGGAGCACAAGUCCAGCUCUUCAUCGCACGAGAAGAGCUCAAGCUCGGGUUCUAAAUGCAGUUCAUCUUCAGCCAGCAAGGAGAACUUUGAGAAGAGUUCGGGCUCAGCCUCGAAGUCAAGUUCGUCUUCAGAAAAGAAGUCAAGCUCAAGUUCUCAAGAGAAGAGUUCGAAAUCCAGUUCGUCUUCAGGAGGCAAACAAACUUCUUCGGUAACAUACAGUGAGGAGGUCAAGGAGGAAAGGGUAAAGAAAAGCGGUGGUGGCAAGAAACACUCAAGCAAGGGUCAGGAAGAAGAAGAGUGGGAGGAGGAGGUCAUUGUGACCGAGGAGGUUGUUGACGACUACUAUGUGCCAGGCGGCGUGCCGUCUGAACAACAUUUCUGGGAGGUCGAUCAGCACUGCGUAGAGGUUAGCGAAGUGACGGCCAUGGCGGCAGCCGGCGGGUCAUCGGCGAGCCAUUAUUUUGAUCAGAGUUCCGACUACCAGCUUGACCACUCCUACUCCGCGCAGCCGUACCAAAGUCAAUACACGCAGCUUGACAAAAGGGCAGGGGACUUCUUGCAACCACGCAUCAUUCCAUUUAGUGCUACUGCUAGGCCGGAAAAUACGAGCUGGUUGCCGCACAGGGAGGAGGGGGAGGUGGUGGCGACAGUCACCAUUAAGCGGGAGGGCGAGCAGCGGGGAAUUCGCCAGAAGCAUGCUCACAGCAAGAAUAUAGACAAGGAUGGCAAGUCUAUUUCCCUGCAUCGUGUGCGUCGGAAAGGAGGCCGGUCUCAUGACAGCCCGGCUCACCAGUACAGCACGAUGGUCACUUACUGGUGGGAGCGGCCGCUGAAGAAUGGCUGGGAGAUGAUGCAGGAGCUCUCGAAGGAGGUGGCCGACUUAGUUCUUUCGCGCCGCUCUCAUUUAUCCAGUCAGCCGAUCCUCGACAGCGAGGCUGUGUCUGCAGAUGUGCUCGCAUGGACAGUCCAUCGCCUAUAUGAGGAAGUGUUGCGCGAUGGCAUUUCGCCUGUUCGGAAGGAGCUCUCGCAGUACGAGGAGCUUCUCGCAGCUCUCUGCUCCAAGUCGUCCGAUGGACGUGACGUCAAGAAAGCUCUCGUGGUUGCGAAAGAUCUUAUUGGCGAGUCCUCAAGCUGGAGCGCCUCCCAAGACAACUGUUCCACAAAGUCGCAGAGAAAGUAUCUUGCUGCGUCGCUGGUCAAGAAGCGGGCGGAGAACAUGGUUGAGCUACAUGGGAGAGUGACAGAAGCUCUCUGGCUUGCCAAUUCCACCGAUGUCAGUUUCGAGGAAAUGUACGAUGCUCUGGAUCUCUCCAAGGAUCAACUAGCUAGCGUCUGUAUUGCGGAAAAGGAACUGGCUUUCAUCACAAACAUCUCAGAGUUUCUGAAGGAGGCCACAAAGCACCGCUCGUCGCUUGCAUGCACUCUGAUGGAGGGAGGGAAGCACAUUCUGGCUGCUAUCCAGGCUAUUGCGGACGUCAAGUUCCGAAAGCUACGAGUACGGAAACAACUCCCACGCCGUGCCCUGAGUUUGUAUCGUGUAAUCAGGAAGAUCGAGCGGAAGGUGGAAUCGGGAGACGUGGACGGUUACCUUCAGGUUGUGAAGGAACAUGCUCGUGACAAACUCGCGAAGAGGAGGCGGCCCCGUCAGCAGAAGGAAAAGAUGAGAAAGAAGGAAAAAGAGUGUAAGCGGAAGUCGCACCGAUUGAAGCAUGUUUCGUCGUCUGAUUAUUCUUUCUCUGAUUCGGAGGAAACGAGUAGCAGCAUUCUCUCGUUGACGAGCUCUUCCCGUUCUGGUUCCUUCUCAGGUUGCUCCUCUGACUGUUGUUAUUCUGAUGGGAAAAGAAGAAGCCGUCAUCGUCGCCACCGCAUUGGCAGGCGCCCUCAUUACUGCUCGGAACGAGAGCACUGGUCGUCCUCUCUUGACUCCGACCAUAGCAUUCACGCGAGCAGUGACACUGAUUGGUUGUCUGCUGACGAGUCAUUGAGAUGUUGGUCGACCUUGAGCUCCGAUGAAGGAUGCGUGCUUGUUCCAGACGAGGAGAAAGGAAGGCACGUACUGGAGACAAAGGUCAUGCAUGUCGACGCUGUCAUCCGGGAAACUCUCAAAUGCUUGUUCUCCGACGUGUGCAAGAGUGAUGCGAACGCUUUGAGCUGGAAGAACGACCUCAACUGGCAGGUGCGCAUGCAAACAUGGCUUCGAAUCAGCUGGGAUGUCGUGCGAAAGAUUGCUCCAGCCAUCAAAGAGGGAGAGCUGAGGAGUCUUCUCAAUACAUGGGGUCUGAAGGACAAACUGUCCGAAGCGCAGGUCGUAGAGAUCUGUGCCUUGAAGCACCUUAAGAAGGUUGCUGAAUUGCCCACGAAGCUGUUCGAGCCACAGGGUCGACGAUCUCCUUGCGAAGACGAGGCGGUGGACCCGCGGGUGGACUGGAUUGUUCAGGAUGUCUGGCGGCUUGCCAUGGGAGUGACAGCGUGGUUCGAAGAUCUUGCUGAAGAAAACUGGGGCUGGUUGUGAUCAGGACGUCCCAACCAACAGCUCCCCGUCGCAUUUGAGCAAUGGGCAGAAAGGGGACGUUCUCGUGGUUCGACAAGCGUGGCCUACCUCUAUGCGAUUCAGAAGCCGUUCCAUUUCUACAGUCCGGAUAAUGAAUAUCUGUACAUGGA